Messenger RNA from Nematolebias whitei (Rio pearlfish), 4279 nucleotides. It is a transcript of the gene ppip5k1b, whose product is annotated as diphosphoinositol pentakisphosphate kinase 1b. The coding region runs from base 659 to 4279 and encodes 1206 amino acids. The transcript has 30 exons. NCBI's taxonomy places the organism in Eukaryota, Metazoa, Chordata, Actinopteri, Cyprinodontiformes, Rivulidae. Gene Ontology annotation, molecular function: diphosphoinositol pentakisphosphate kinase activity; inositol hexakisphosphate kinase activity; 5-diphosphoinositol pentakisphosphate 1-kinase activity. Gene Ontology annotation, cellular component: cytosol. Gene Ontology annotation, biological process: inositol phosphate biosynthetic process; inositol metabolic process. The record is from RefSeq and is a predicted model, not a curated record.
UUUGAGCGCUGUUGUGUAAUGUGACAGUAUGACCGCUAGGUGGCAGCAACGACGCAUCUGUCGUGAACAACACUUUCUAAGAACAAAAAAAAAAAAAGGAAGAAGAAGGAGAAAAAAGCAAACUACGGAAGGCGGGCAGCUGCUUAGCACAUCAGCGACGACCGGACAUGAACUCUGACGUACAACCUGUAACUUUAUUGUGAGUUUAAAAAAAAAGAGAAAGAAAACACGGAGGAAGCGUAGAAGCCGCUUCCCUCCACCACUCUUCAGCAGAAACAAGGAAGUGAAGCGCUCCACUUUACCGUGAACUGGUGUGUAAAUGUUGACCAUUAGAAGAGAAGUUUCUAUUCUGGGACAUGUUUUCUCCUGAAGCCACUAUGUGCUGAAACAAAGACUUUUCCAACCAGGAUCUGGAUGGUCUACCUCCACCCUCAUUUUCAUCUACCUCUUUAACUCAUUGUUCACUACCUCAGCCCGUGCCUUGUUAAUGCUAUCAUCAUCAGCCAGCUCAGAAGGACCAGCAGAUCCUUCACUUCAUCACCAGGUCUCAGGCGUCAGCCGACCUGUACGUUACAGUUGACCAGCCUUCAUUAUCAGUAUCUUCACCUGCUGAUUAGGAUGGCAUGCCAGAAGAAGCCAUGAUGCGCCCGGGUGUGUGAUGUCUGAGCUCUGCAUUGGACUACGACGAGUGGAAGAACAGGGGCAAAGUCGCAGAGACGUUCCCCGGUUUGUGAUUGGCUGUGAAGAAGAUGAACAUGACAUGGGCCAAAUGGAUGCUGGUAUGAUGAACGAGACCGUUCGAGAAGAGAACAUGGAGGACGAUGAUGAAAACGAGUCGCCGUCGGAGCGACAGAUCGUUGUGGGCAUUUGCUCCAUGAUGAAGAAGUCCAAAUCAAAGCCCAUGACUCAGAUCUUGGAGAGGCUUUGUAAGUUUGACUACAUCGAUGUGGUCAUCUUCCCCGAGGAGGUGAUUCUGGAGGAGCCUGUGGAGAAAUGGCCUCUCUGUGACUGUCUCAUCUCCUUCCAUUCAAAAGGUUUUCCUCUGGAUAAAGCUGUGGAGUAUGCCAAGCUCAGGAAUCCACUGCUCAUCAACGAUCUCAACAUGCAGUAUUUCAUUCAGGACAGGAGAGAAGUGUAUCGGAUCCUUCAGGAAGAGGGCAUCGACCUGCCUCGUUACGCCGUGUUAAACCGAGACCCUGACAAUCCUGAAGAGUGCAACCUGGUGGAGGGGGAUGACCAUGUCGAGGUGAACGGGGAGCUGUUUCCUAAACCUUUUGUGGAGAAGCCUGUGUGUGCAGAGGAUCACAACGUCUACAUCUAUUACCCAACGUCUGCAGGAGGAGGCAGUCAGAGGCUUUUCAGAAAGAUAGGGAGUCGCAGCAGUGUGUACUCACCAGAAAGCAGCGUGAGAAAAACUGGAUCCUACAUCUAUGAGGAGUUCAUGCCAACAGAUGGUACAGACGUGAAGGUUUACACAGUGGGCCCAGACUACGCCCAUGCUGAGGCCAGGAAGUCUCCCGCGCUGGAUGGAAAGGUGGAGCGAGACAGCGAGGGGAAGGAGAUCCGUUACCCCGUCAUGCUCACCGCCAUGGAGAAACUGGUGGCCCGAAAGGUCUGCCUGGCCUUUAAGCAAACUGUGUGUGGGUUCGACUUGCUCAGAGCCAACGGUCAUUCUUACGUCUGUGACGUGAACGGCUUCAGUUUUGUCAAAAACUCAAUGAAGUACUACGACGACUGUGCCAAAGUCCUGGGAAACAUGGUAAUGAGGGAGUUAGCCCCCCAGUUGCACAUCCCCUGGUCCAUCCCCAUGGAGGCUGAAGACAUCCCCAUCGUCCCAACAACCUCAGGAACCAUGAUGGAGCUGCGCUGCGUCAUCGCCAUCAUCCGCCAUGGAGAUCGAACACCAAAACAAAAGAUGAAAAUGGAGGUUCGUCAUCCUCUAUUUUUUGAUUUAUUCAAAAAGUAUGAAGGAUUCAAAAAAGGCAAACUAAAGCUGAAAAAGCCGAAACAGCUGCAGGAAGUUCUGGACAUUGCCCGCCUGCUGCUGGUUGAACUGGGCCAGCAUAAUGAUUGUGAGAUCGAGGAGAAGAAAUCCAAACUGGAGCAACUCAAGACCGUCUUAGAAAUGUAUGGUCACUUCUCAGGUAUCAACAGGAAAGUCCAGCUGACCUACCUUAGAAACGGGCAGCCUAAAGCCUCCAGUGAGGAAGAAGACUGUAAGAAGGACGGUCCAUCUCUGCUCCUGGUGUUGAAGUGGGGCGGGGAGCUGACGCCGGCAGGACGGGUUCAGGCUGAGGAGCUGGGCAGGGCCUUCCGCUGCAUGUAUCCUGGAGGUCAAGGAGAUUAUGCUGGGUUUCCAGGCUGCGGCCUUUUGCGCCUGCACAGCACCUACCGCCACGAUCUGAAGAUCUACGCUUCUGAUGAAGGCAGGGUGCAGAUGACUGCUGCAGCGUUUGCCAAGGGUCUGUUGGCUUUGGAGGGUGAACUGACACCCAUCCUGGUUCAGAUGGUAAAGAGUGCCAACAUGAAUGGAUUGCUGGACAGUGACAGUGACUCUCUGACUGACUGUCAGCAGAGGGUGAAGGCCAGGCUACAUGAGAUCAUGCAGAAGGACCAAGAGUUUACACAGGAGGACUAUCAGAAGCUGGCUCCAACAGGCAGCCCAUCACUGGUGAACUCCAUGAAGGUGAUAGAAAAUCCAGUCAAAACUUGUGACAAGGUUUACGCGCUCAUCCAGCGUCUCACCUCACAGAUUCGAAAGAGACUGGAGGACCCAAAGUCGGCAGAUCUACAGCUUUACCACAGUGAGACGUUGGAGCUGAUGCUACAGCGCUGGUCCAAGCUGGAGAGAGACUUCCGCAUGAAGAACGGACGCUACGACAUCAGCAAGAUCCCAGAUAUUUAUGACUGCAUCAAAUAUGAUUCUCAGCAUAACGCCUCGCUCAGCCUGGAGGACACGUUGGAGCUGUUCAGGCUGUCCCGUGCUCUGGCUGACAUAGUCAUCCCACAGGAGUACGGCAUCAGUAAAGCAGAGAAACUGGACAUCGCUCAGGCUUACUGUGUUCCUCUGAUGGGGAAAAUCCAGCUAGACCUUCAGAGGACUCACGAGGAUGAGGCUGUCAACAAGCUGCACCCCCUGUAUUCUCGUGGAGUCAUGUCUCCUGGGCGUCAUGUCCGCACACGGCUCUACUUUACGAGUGAGAGCCACGUUCACUCCCUGCUCAGCAUGUUCCGCUACGGAGGACUUCUGAAUGAGGAGAAGGACCAGCAGUGGAAACAAGCCAUGGAUUACCUGAGCGCUGUGACUGAGCUCAACUACAUGACUCAGAUAGUCAUCAUGCUGUAUGAAGACAACGAUAAGGACCCCUCCUCAGAGGAGCGUUUCCAUGUAGAGCUUCACUUCAGUCCAGGAGUCAAAGGGUGUGAAGAUGAAGAGAACGUGCCUCUUGGAUUUGGUUUCCGCCCUGCUUCAUCAGAGAAUGAAGACAAGAAGCCCAAUCAGGGCAGUUUGGAGGACCUUUCCCAGGACCAGACCGAUGAGGCUCUCUUUGCUUCAGAGCCAAUUAACAUCCAGAGAAAGUCUCCAAUGAUCCGCAAUCGGAAGGCAGGCUCCAUGGAGGUCCUUUCUGAGACCUCCCCCAAUCAUUCCACCAAAGGCUGCAUGCCCCAUCGACUCUUCCAUUCUUCUUCGCGCCAGUCUCCUGAGAUCAAACCAACGAGCGGCUUAGGCUCGCUCUGCUCUGGCCUCUUCAGUGCCUCAGCCCUCGGGGUGUCCUGUAGCGCCCCCAACCUGCGGGAUUACGUCCGCACGCACCACCACCACCGAAAGCCACCUCUGUCCCCCGGCAGUCUGCCAUGCAAGAUUGGCAUGUUUGAGCUGCUCUCUAUGCCGGCAGUAAAGAGAUUUUCUGUGUCGUUUGCCAGGCAUCCGACCAAUGGAUUCGAAGGUUGCUCCAUGGUGCCAUCUAUUUACCCACUAGAGACACUGCACAACUUGCUCUCCCUGAAGCAGGUGGAAGAGUUUCUCAGAAAGGUGUGCGAGAGCUGCGAGGCCCAAACCAAAACUAUGAAAACCCUCUCCGGUUUGUUCAACUCCCGAAGCCAAACGUCUCUGGACAGUCCGCGGCCGCCUCUGUCCUCCUCCGAGUCUGAGGCGUCUCUCCAACCACCAAGCCAGCCUCUGUGGCAUGGCAGCAUACCUUCCAGCACCGUCUCCAGCGCGGGCCCUUCGUCCCCAGUCACGGACAGCUCUGGUUUGAACUUCAGCUUUAGUGAGUAG